Messenger RNA from Acanthopagrus latus (yellowfin seabream), 3436 nucleotides. RefSeq lists its product as uncharacterized. The transcript is spliced from 10 exons. The coding region runs from base 1778 to 2962 and encodes 394 amino acids. The record is from RefSeq and is a predicted model, not a curated record. NCBI's taxonomy places the organism in Eukaryota, Metazoa, Chordata, Actinopteri, Spariformes, Sparidae.
UAACCUGCGGCCAUACCGCUCCCACAGGGGCGUUGCAAAGGAGGAAAGCACCGUUCCCGAAAGGUCUUGUGCCCCACUACAGCAUACGUGAGGACUGAGUGGACACCCACGCGUUUUGUCCGUGGGCUCUUGGUGUGCAAGUCUCAUCAGAUUGAAAAGAUCUGAGAGGAUGUUGCCGGACAUGUCCAGAUGUGGGGGUUAGGUUUAGACUCCCCCUGGAUCCGAGAGCCACGAUCCGGGCAUCUACGGAAAGGUCCGGCAGAGACGAAUGCGAUGCCGUUAGAAUGGAGUCUCUCGGUGGCUCCCCCGCCGAGCUGGGGGGCGACAAAGGGUCAGAACCCCCACAUCCUCCAGGGCCAUAUCUCGGGUAGGGAAAGGCCGGGAGAGGCGCGGGGGGCGUCGUCCGAGAGCCGUCAGCGUCGUCUACGACAUAUCUGAAGCCCAGGCCGCUGGGACACUAGGGGGCUAGGGGGCGGCGUAUUUGUCAAAAAUCAAUGUAAACUGAUAGGAUUAUGGAAGGCCACCAUAUUUUCACUAGUUAACAUGGGAUUAACCUUUGACCUCUUGGGGCGAAACGAAGGGGGGUGGUGACAGCCACGGUCCUUGGCUUCAGAUAUUGCCAGGGUUAGGAUGGGUUUCAGCCCCUCUGGAGGCCUCGGCGUCCCUUGUUCCGAGCUUGCCUCUCCAGCUCAGACUACAGAGAAGCUUUUUAGAUGCCAAGCUGCGGGCGGGGGAAGGGUCAACGAGCAAACGGUUUCGGCGACCGACACACACGAACCAGGCGUCUACGGAAAGAGGGGGUCACAGUGAGCGUGGAGACGGCGGAGGCGAAUCUCUAGGCGCCUCCCCCGCCCUGCUAAGGGCCGUCAAAUUCCGAAAAGGCUGCCAUCCAAAAUACAUGGUAACUGAUACAAAUAUGGAAGUCUUCCAACUUGUCACUAUUGACCAUGUAUUGGCACGGGCCUGGCUGGGACGGGGCUGGGACGGGGCACCCAUGCGUCCGCGGAGGCCCGGAGAAUGUCCACAUUAGACUUGGGGCAGCUUCCGGAUUCUGGACACUUCCAACUUGGAAGGGCAUAAGAAGCCAGCAUCCAGAAGCCCAGGCCGGCAGCGCUGGUCCGGGCUUCCUCAUUCUUCCACAUUCUCGCUUAACGGCGGUAUUUAGACUUGGGGCAGGUUCCGGAUUCUGGACACUUCCAACCUGGAAGGGCAGAAGUCGCCAGCAUCCAGAAGCCCAGGCCGGCAGCGCUUGUCCGGGCUUCCUCAUUCUUCCACAUUCUCGCUUAACGGCGGUAUUUACACUUGGGGCAGGUUCCGGAUUCUGGACACUUCCAACCUGGAAGGGCAUAAGUCGCCAGCAUCCAGAAGCCCAGGCCGGCAGCGCUUGUCCGGGCUUCCUCUUUCUUCCACAUUCUCGCUUAACGGCAGUAUUUAGACUUGGGGCAGGUUCCGGAUUCUGGACACUUCCAACCUGGAAGGGCAGAAGUUGGAAGCCUUCCACAUUUUCGCUUAAAGGCGGUAUUUAGGCUUGGGGAAGAUUCCGGAUUCUGGACGCUUCCAAAUAGUUGAAAAUGUGGAAUUGCUCAUAAGUUAAAAUGUGGAAUCUUCAACAUUCUCACGUUUUAACCUGUUGCUCCUCCCAGGCACACCCACCCUGUGGAAGCUUCCAGAGUGUCUACAGGAAGUACCGCAGAGUGGAGAGGAGGAAGGCUGGUGGCUGCACAGUCUCCUUUUGUGCUAAAAACACAGGAACAAGGCUGCGUGUCAGCCUGAGAACAUGGUGCCAAGCUUGCCGAAGCUGUGUGCGCUAUGCUAUCGCAGCUAUUCGAGACUGAAGCAGCACCUGCAAUGUGCACACACUGUACCGAACAGUGCCGAGCUGGCGCUGCUGGUCAAGUAUGGCAAUGCCAGAACUUCGAGGCCGUUGGACUGUCCAAUCUGUUCCAGGGAACGCCUCGUGUGCCUGGACAAACACCUCCUGGAUUUCCACCAAAUCAUGUCAGCUGCGGAACGAGAGCCAAUAAUGAUAGAGGCGAGGAGGCUUGCCAUCGCCCGAGAGUUUAUCGACCUCCGGGCAACUGACCUCUAUCCGCCCAUGGUCUCCACUCUUGGCGCUCUCAGUGAGCCAGAUGACGAUGGAGCUAUGAAUCUGACCGUGGAAUCCUCCGCGGCCAGCAUGAGCAGCAGCGCCGAGCAAGCCACCCGGGUGGUGCAUCCCGACUCAUCCGGACAGCCGGUCCAACCACCUACCCCUCUCAAGAGUACAUGGCAUAUCAGCCUGGAGAAAGAGAACAUGGAGGAGGAAGAAGAGGAGAAUGUGAUGUUGGUGGAGAAAGAAGAAGAAGAAGGUGAAGACAUGGUAAUAGUGGAGGAGGAUGAGAUAGUGGAGGAAGAGGUGGUGGAGGAGGAGGAGAGGGCCACAGCAUCAGCGGAGGAGGAGCAGGAGCAUGGUCCAAUGACUUCGGCUCAGCCGUCCAGCCCGUCCAGUUGUCAGCUUUACAGUUCCCAGACGAAGGAGAGGAAUAACAGUAAUCCGUCAUCCUGCUGCAACUGUAAAUGUCUGGAACUGCAGAAGCGGGUGGACGCGCUAGAAGCCACCUUGAAGAAGAUGUCAAAGGAAGCUCCAGCAGCGGCUAGGACAUCCUCUGACAUCCAGUCGACGACACCUGAGAAGCGCACGCGGCAGGAGACGCUUCAAAAGACCCCCGAUUCUGCCUGCAAAGGAGAGCAAGUGCUGAAAGGCGGAAUGAAGGGGACGCUGUAUGAAAAGGCCAUUGAUGACCUGCGGGAGUUCAAAUUGUCAGGCCGGAAUGACCGGAAAGCAAUCGACAAUGCAAAGCAGGUCGCUACUCAUUGCUUCCGGUUCUGUUAUUACAUGGUGGGUAGCCUGCCUGAAAGCGCCACAAAGCAGGACUUGCGAUUUCUUGCCCGGAUGGACAAGCUCAGGAAACAACCAACUUGAUUCGGAGCAGGAAGUUAGCUCCCUUUAUGCCGCCAAGAGACGGAUCCCUAUGCUGAUGGACGCCAUAGACAAAGAUGGAUUCGAAAAGAACGAACACUCUACUCUCAUGGGUUACUUGAUGGGUUACCUAUGUAUAAUCAGUGGCCACCGGUCAGUGGUGCUGACAAGCAUGACAAAGGAGCAUGUGGCCAAUGCGGAUCAGUGGAAUAAUGGCACGAUAUUCCAGGUCUUGGUGGAUGAGCACAAGUCCGUCAAGAGUUUUGGACAGGCGUCACUGGUGCUGAAUUGCGUGGAAUUCAGCUGGCUUCGCUGGUUCCACGACGGAAAAUGCUGCCCCAGAGGAAAGGACAGUGCCAAUAUCUUUCACACAAUCCAGGGGUGCAGGUUAACCAAACCAUCGAACUUCCUUCAUCUUGCAUGAACUGACGCCGGGCUCAAGGGCCCCGUCAGUUUUAACUUGAUCCGCAGGAGCAU